This is a messenger RNA of Entrophospora candida, 573 nucleotides long. NCBI's taxonomy places the organism in Eukaryota, Fungi, Glomeromycota, Glomeromycetes, Entrophosporales, Entrophosporaceae. The record is from the annotation of a GenBank genome assembly.
UUUUCUUGGUGUAAAGUUGAGCUUGAAGUUUAUAAUCCAAAAGACAUAAAUCCAUCUAACGAUACAACAGCAACAUCACCACCACCACCAUUAACAGUAAUGUCAUUGAUCUUACGUACUGUUAUGAAUUAUAAAAAAAAUGUCAAUGAAAUAGUUGCUUUUAGUUGUCGUGUCAUACCUGAAGCAAAUCCUGAAGCAUUUCAAUUUACAGCAAUCAGGCAAUUAAAUGAUAAAAAAUGGUGGCCAAUUGGAUUUGAAGAUUUAAUCAAUAAAAGUAAUGUAAAUUUGAGACUUGAAAAAAACGAAUAUGCUUUGCUGAACUAUUUAAUAGCAUUAAUUAAAAAACAUGAUCCUGAUAUUUUUGUUGGACAUAAUUUUAUGGGAUUUGAUCUUGAUAUAUUAUUACAUCGUAUAAAUACACUAAAAAUUAGAGAUUGGUCAUGUUUUGGGAGAUUACGUAGAACAAUUUGGCCAAAAAUGAAAUCUGGUGCUGGCGGUAUUGGUGAAUCAACUUACGUAGAAAAAAUAGUUGUUAGCGGAAGAUUAUUGUGUGAUAUCUUUACAAAUGCAAAG